Siniperca chuatsi (mandarin fish) is the source of this 14440-nucleotide messenger RNA. RefSeq names its product dynein, axonemal, heavy chain 6 (gene dnah6). Gene Ontology annotation, biological process: microtubule-based movement. The record is from RefSeq and is a predicted model, not a curated record. Gene Ontology annotation, molecular function: ATP hydrolysis activity; minus-end-directed microtubule motor activity; dynein light intermediate chain binding. The coding region runs from base 113 to 12259 and encodes 4048 amino acids. NCBI's taxonomy places the organism in Eukaryota, Metazoa, Chordata, Actinopteri, Centrarchiformes, Sinipercidae. The transcript has 82 exons. Gene Ontology annotation, cellular component: dynein complex.
UUUGGCUGUGUUGCAUGCCGGGACAGAAUUUUGUUGCUAGGAAACCGUAAACCUCAGCUCCAGGUCAGCAACCCUUACAGAGCAUUAACGGCCUGAGGAUACAGUACAUGCCAUGGCCUCUGCAUCUCCGAGGGUCUCUCGGCAGAGCCGCUCUGGCCAAAGCAGGGAAAAUGAGUCGAGAGAGCGGCUGCCCAAGCUCCCUGAACUACAGAGCUCCACCAUGCUACCAAGGCCUCCAGUCCAUGUUCAAGACACACAGGCUGUGCUGAAGAGACGUGUAACACGGAAACAACCCAGUCUCCACCACUUAAAAGCCCGUGAACGGAUGUUUUUUCCAGGCUGGUACACUCAGUCACCUUCCUCUCAGCAAACAGAGCAGCCACAUAGGCGCCGUGAACAAUUGCCUGUCCACCUACCCCCUCUGAAAUCCACAACCAAGUUGUCCCAGAAUGUGGUGUCAACUCCCAGUCUCCCCAGACGGCCCUUUUCCAUUAAGAGUGGUGGACAGCUGGACCCUCUCUCUGAAGUUCAAAUUUAUGAGUACAGUAAGGAUGACUAUUUGAUGAUCAGCCAAGGAGGUGUGUUGUCAGUGUGUGAAAACGAGUUUGACUUUAUAACCCUCGAACGCUGGGAAGAGGAGUAUAACUACCACUGUAAGCUCAUCCGCAUCCCCUUCUUUGCCCUCUUCAAAAAGUGGAAACCCUUCUACGUCUGGCGCACCAAAGUUCGCGCCAAGAAGAUUCAUUUGGCCAGGGAGUACCUCCAAAACCAUUUGUUUAUUAUCAGUCAGUCUCUACAUCCUGCACUGAUAGACAUCAGGAAAAUGUGUUACCAAAUCAGUGACACAGGCUUGGGUCACAUGGAGAAAAAACACACUUACACACUGCAGGAGUUCCAGGACAUCCAGUUCAAACAAUUGCAAGAGGUAUUGACUGACUUGGAGAGGUUUCAAGAACUGGUAAAGGAGUUGACAGUUUCUGCGUGUCGCAACUACUUGUCAGACCCUCAAUUCAAAUCUGAUAGCUCAAAUGAUCAAAAGGACAAGACAAUUCUUGAAGAGAUCAACAAGACUGUUCUCUCUGACCGCCUCAUCUGCUUCAUCCGUCUUGUUGACUAUUUGGUCGUCAACACCUUGCACAUCUUGGUGGUGAAUGCAGUGGCCAAACUACUGGCUGUGCUCCAGGAGCAGGUACAUCAAACGCCCAGCCAUGCCAUUAUUCAGAGCUGGAGCCAGCACUCUGAGGCUAGCACUGACCCAGCUAAAGAAGAAAUAGAUAAGAAGUCUGUCAAGUCAGAAACUCCCCGUGCCCAACCUAUGUUCAUCUCUGAGCUGAUGCUGGACACAACUUCUCUGACCUACAAACCCUCUGAGGAGAACUUUCAGGACACUGUUGCAGAGAUCAUUGAGCGCUUUGAGAAAACAGCGAUGUCAGUUAAUACACUUACGGCAGAUCCGGAUUUUGAUUCAUUGACAGAGCCUGGAGAGUACGAGAAAUUGGAAAAUAAAUAUGAGGAUGGCCCCUGUUUGGAAUCCAUCAUAGACAAUGAUGGCCACCUUCAAAAUAUCAUCCAAAACAUCAAGGAAUCACUCCAGUUUGCCUUUGACGCAGCAAAAGUGUACUCAAACACGUUUGAGCGUUUUCGGCUGUUCUAUAAAGAGAACGAGAUUCUGGAUCUGGAUGAAAUGCGGCAACAGGAUCAUGGUUUGUCCUUUUUUGAAAAAGCACUGGAAUUAUAUCACAGUGAGCAUAAUGAGGCCUUAGCCAUCCAACAGAAGAGACAUCUAGGCUUACUGCUGGUGGACAAAACACAGCUCAAAGAGAAGCUUGUGUCUUCCCCACUCCGCUGUCUGGAGGUCAUCAACGAGAUGCUUACUCAGCUGGCUAAGAGGAAGCUAGAUGCUGUCAUUGCCGAGGCUUGUGAAGCUCAAUUUAAACUAGAGUUCAGUCCCUCCACUACAGCUGAGUUAGCCAACUCCCUCACAUUCCUGGAUGAGAUACAGGAGAAGAUUACGGUGCUAGAAGAGGAGCAAGAGACAGUAUGUCAGAUGUACAAUCUGAUUAACAUGUACUCAGUUCCCACGCCACCUGAGGAUCUGGUUGUUUUCGCCACCUUGCAACCCUCCAUUAACUCAUUGCACAGCAUCAUUGAUAAGGCAGUGGUAGAAAGGGACUCCAGCAUGGACAAGUUUUGCAGCUCUCUGCAGAUGGACAUAAAGGAGCUGAACUGUGAGGUCAUGAAAAUCAAGCUUAAAUCACAGGAUCCACAAAUCCUAGACAUCAAUGCAGAUUCCUCCCAAGUGCGUCUGCUACUGGGGGAGAUCCAGAUUUCUAUAGACGAGCUGCUGGCCCAGGCUUCCGCCUACACCUCCUACCAGAAGAAAUUCAAGGUGGAGGUGACCAAGUUUGACACCCUGGAAGACUUAACUGCAGAGUUUAGGCUGAAGCAGCUGCUGUGGGACUCUCUAGAGGAAUGGGACUCUUUACAAGAUGGAUGGAGGCAGAGCACACUUGAGCAACUGGACCUAGAGCAGUUAAGCUCACAGGUCAACAAAUAUAGCAAAUACGUCAAGCAGCUGGAGAAGGGCCUGCCACGUAACGAUGUAGUGCGAAGUCUUAAGGACAAGGUGGAAGUCAUGAAGCAGAGGCUGCCUGUGAUCACUGAUCUACGUAACCCAUGUAUGAAACCAGAGCACUGGAAGACUCUGGAGUCUGUUGUGGGGACCUCCCUGAAUGUGGAGGAGCUUACUGUGGCUGUUUUGGAGGAGAUCAACAUCUUCUCCUAUGGCAUGGAGAUACAGGAGGUCUCAGGACAAGCUUCAGGAGAGGCAUCAGUGGAGAACAUUGUUACAAAGGUGGAGGAUGCAUGGAAGACCACAGAGUUCACUGUGCUGUCUCACGGUGACUCCAAAGACGUCUUCAUCUUGGGAGGCACGGAUGAUAUCCAGGUACUCCUGGAUGACAGCAUUAUCAAUAUGGGCACGGUGGCAUCUUCUCGCUACGUAGCUCCUAUCAAGCUCAGGGUGGAAAAAUUGCUGAGACAGCUGAUUCUCUUCAACCAAACACUGGAUGAGUGGCUUACGUGCCAAAGGAACUGGCUAUACCUAGAGAGUAUCUUCUUGGCCCCAGACAUCAAGAGGCAGCUGCCUGCUGAGUCCAAGAUGUUUCUUAAGGUGGACAAGUCCUGGAAGGAGAUCAUGGCAAAGGUCAAUAAGAUGCCCAGUGCCCUUAAAGCAGCAACACAGCCUGAUCUGUUGGAGACUUUUCAGCACAACAACGCUCUUUUGGAUGAGAUACAGAAGUGCCUGGAAGCCUACCUGGAGUCCAAGAGAGUCAUCUUCCCCAGGUUCUACUUCUUAUCCAAUGAUGAGCUGCUAAAGAUCUUGGCCCAGACAAGAAACCCCCAGGCGGUGCAGCCUCACCUUAGGAAGUGUUUUGAUGCCAUUACACGGCUAGAGUUUGCAUUGCUGCCCGAACAAUCUUCUGGUGCUGCAGGAACUGCUCUGGACGCUGGAGAACAGGAGACGGUCUUUAGCAAAAACAUCCUGAACAUGGUUUCUCCUGAGGGAGAGAAGGUGGGUUUGACUAAAGGUCUGAAGGCACAAGGCAAUGUGGAAGAUUGGCUUUGCAAAGUGGAGGAAGCUAUGUUCUCCUCACUGCGACGCCUAAGCAAGGCUGCCAUUGUAGACUACCAGGUGAAGUCUAGAGAGAAAUGGGUGGUGGCUGGACAUCCAUCGCAGGUGGUGCUGACCAUCUCACAGAUGAUGUGGUGCAGGGACAUGGAUGCCUGCCUGGAGGGAGACCACAAUCACUUUGCUGCCCUGCAGGAAUUUGAGCUGACUAACUUUGAUAGGCUGAAUGCCCUGGCAGCACUGGUACGAGGACAGCUGCCUACUUUACACCGUAAUAUUAUCACUGCCCUCAUCACCAUCGACGUCCAUGCCAGAGACAUUGUCACAGAUCUAGUCCGCCAGAAGGUGGACACCAAGUCUAACUUUGAAUGGCAGAGACAGCUACGCUACUACUGGGACCUGGACUUGGACAACUGUGUAGCCACAAUGGCUAUGUCUACUUACAUUUAUGGCUAUGAAUACCUGGGAGCCUGUCCUAGACUGGUUAUCACACCACUCACGGACCGUUGCUAUUUGUGUCUGAUGGGGGCUCUCCAGUUAGACCUGGGAGGAGCUCCAGCUGGACCAGCAGGGACGGGCAAAACAGAGACCACCAAGGACUUGGCUAAGGCCCUGGCCAUACAGUGUGUGGUCUUCAACUGCUCUGAUGGACUUGACUACAAGAUGAUGGGGCGCUUCUUCUGUGGGCUUGCUCAGUCGGGUGCUUGGUGUUGUUUUGACGAAUUUAACCGAAUCGACAUUGAAGUGUUGUCUGUCAUCGCUCAGCAGCUCAUAACCAUACGAAACGCCAAAGCUGCUAAGCUGUCAAGGUUUCAAUUUGAGGGCCAGGAGAUCAAGCUGGUGAUGACGUGUGCUGCAUUCAUCACCAUGAACCCAGGCUAUGCCGGAAGAACGGAGCUACCUGACAACCUUAAAGCUCUCUUUAGACCCAUAGCCAUGAUGGUGCCAAACUACGCACUCAUAGCAGAGGUGAUUUUGUACUCAGAGGGAUUUGAGUCCAGUAAGACCUUAGCGAGAAAAAUGACCCAGAUGUACAAGCUGUGCUCUGAGCAGCUGUCCCAGCAGGACCACUACGACUUUGGCAUGAGAGCUGUCAAGUCUGUCCUGGUCAUGGCUGGGUCUCUAAAAAGAGAUAACCCCCACCUCAGUGAGGAUGUGGUUCUUAUCAGAGCCCUGAGGGAUUCCAACCUGCCAAAGUUCCUCGUUGAUGAUGCUGUGCUUUUUGGUGGUAUCCUAUCAGACCUCUUCCCUGGUGUGUGUAUCCCUGAGCAUGACUAUGGUGUGCUACAAUCCACCAUCCUGGAGUCUCUGGUUAAGCGAAACCUGCAGCCACUGGCUAGCAUGACCAAGAAGGUGAUCCAGCUGUAUGAGACCAUGUUAGUGCGUCAUGGUGUCAUGUUGGUAGGGCCUACUGGUGGAGGUAAGACCACUGUCUACACCAUCCUGGCAGACACACUGGAGACCCUCCAUCGCACAGGGCACAAGGCUAACAGCCCCUUCUAUCAACCAGUCAAGACCUAUGUUCUCAACCCAAAAUCUGUCACAAUGGGGGAGCUCUACGGAGAGGUUAACACAUUAACACUGGAGUGGCGUGACGGACUGAUGGCGCUGAGUGUCCGUGAUGCAGUCAACGACACCAGUGACGAUCACAAGUGGGUGAUCUGCGAUGGGCCAGUUGAUGCCCUGUGGAUUGAGAACAUGAACACUGUGCUGGAUGACAACAAGAUGCUCUGUCUGGCUAACAGCGAGCGAAUCAAACUUACUUCAUCCAUACAUAUGGUGUUUGAGGUCCAGGACUUGGCUGUAGCUUCUCCAGCUACAGUCAGUCGCUGUGGGAUGGUAUAUAUUGACCCUGAUGAGCUCAAGUGGAUGCCCUAUGUCCAGACAUGGAUCAGUGGUCUAGAAGCCAAGCUCCCAGACCCAGUUAGAACAUACCUGCUGGAGCUGUUUGAGCAGUAUGUGGAGAAGGGACUUCAGUUCGUGUUGAAGCAUUGUACCCAGGCAAUUCGCCAGGUGGACAUCAGUAAAGUCACCACUCUUUGCUCCCUGCUAGAGGCACUGCUGCUGGACGAAGGAGGGCCAGACCUAAAAAUGGAUUCCAAGCAUCUCAACAGUGUAUUAUGUCAGGCCUUCAUAUUUUGCUACCUGUGGGCAGUAGGCGGCAACCUGACCAGUUCUCACUGGGAUGCUUUUGACACCUUUGUCAGAGAGCAGUUUGAAGACAACAGCAGUGUUAAGCUCCCGAUGUAUGGUACCCUGUGGAGUGUGUACAUGAACUUUAACCACAAGCGUCUGGAGCCAUGGGAGCAGAUAAUCCCUUCAUUUAAAUACAACAGGGAGCAGCCCUUUUUUGAGAUGCUGGUCCCCACCACAGACACUGUCCGCUACGGCUACCUGAUGGAGAAACUGCUAUCUGUGCGACGUUCUGUACUCUUCACUGGCGACACUGGAGUGGGGAAGUCAGUGGUGGCUCGGGGCCUUCUUAACAGUAUUCAGGAAAAGGCAGGGUACCUGCCAGUCUACAUUAACUUCUCGGCUCAGACAUCAUCUGCCCGCAUGCAGGAGAUCAUUGAGUCCAAACUGGAGAAAAAGAGGAAAAACAUUCUGGGUGCUCCUGGUAACAAGAAGUUAGUAGUCUUUGUGGAUGACCUGAAUAUGCCUAAACUGGACAGUUAUGGCUCUCAGCCCCCUAUAGAACUCCUGCGUCAGUUCCAGGACUUUUCUGGCUUCUAUGACAGAAACAAGUUCUUCUGGAAGGAGAUCCAGGAAAUGACCAUUGCCGCUGCAUGUGCUCCUCCAGGAGGGGGGCGCAAUCCGGUUACCCCCCGAUUCAUCCGCCACUUCAGCAUGCUCUGUCUUCCUACACCUUCAGAACACAGCCUCAAGCAGAUUUUCAAAGCCAUCCUGAACGGUUUCCUUAGUGAGUUUUCCCAGGCGGUAAAGGACUGUGCCGGUCAGAUUGUGGAUGCAGCUGUUGAGAUUUACGACCGUUUGAGUGUAGAUCUGCUGCCCACUCCAGCUAAGUCCCACUAUGUCUUCAAUCUCCGGGACCUCUCCAAGUGUGUACAAGGUAUACUGCAGUGUGAGCCGAGUCAAGUGAGAGACAAGAACCAGAUCUUCCGUCUCUUCUGCCACGAGUGUCAGCGAGUGUUUCAUGACCGACUCAUCAACAACCAAGAUAAGACCUAUUUCAACACCAUCGUCAGUGAGAUGGCCAGCAAAUAUUUUAGCAUUACCUUGGAGCCCUCAUACUUUGUGUCUCAGCCCAUCAUAUUUGGGGACUUCAUCAAGGUGGGUGCAGAGAAAGUAGAUCGUCUGUAUGAGGAUCUGACAGACAUGGAUAAGAUUCAGGCUGUUCUCCAGGACUACCUCGAUGAUUAUAAUAUGACCUUCUCCAAGGAGACUAAGCUGGUUUUCUUCCAGGAUGCCAUCGAGCAUGUCUCCAGGAUUGCCCGUAUGAUUCGCCAGGAGAGAGGCAAUGCCCUGCUGGUGGGGGUGGGAGGUACAGGGAAGCAGUCACUCACUCGGCUGGCAGCCCACAUGUGUGGCUACCGCUGCUUUGAGAUUGAACUGAGCCGAGGCUACAACUAUGACAGUUUCCAUGAGGACUUAAGGACGCUCUACAAGAUGGCUGGUGUUGAGGGCAAAGAUAUGGUGUUCCUCUUUACAGAUACUCAGAUUGUGGUGGAGGAGUUUUUGGAGGAUAUCAACAACAUGUUGAACUCUGGCGAGGUGCCCAACCUUUUUGAGAAAGAUGAGCUGGAACAAGUACUAGCUGCCACCCGCCCCAAAGCCAAAGAGGCUGGAAUCAGUGGGGAGAACAGAGAUGAGGUGUUCCAGUUUUUCAUCUCACGUGUACGGGAAAAGCUGCACAUUGUGCUGUGUAUGAGUCCCGUGGGCGAUGCCUUCAGGUCCCGCUGUCGUAUGUUUCCUUCACUGGUCAACUGCUGCACCAUUGACUGGUUUGUGCAGUGGCCUCGUGAGGCGCUCCUCUCUGUCUCUCAGGUCUUCUUCCAGAAUGUGGACUUUGGCAGUGAGGAUCUGAAGCAGAGGAUUUCGGCCAUGUGCGUGGAGAUACAUGUUAGUGUCACAGACAUGGCUGAGCACUUCUUCUCAGAGCUCAGACGCCGAUACUACACCACGCCUACCUCCUACCUGGAGCUCAUCAACCUCUACCUGUCCAUGCUAAAGCAGAAGAGACAGCAGCUAGUGCUUGCCAGGGAUCGUGUGAAGAACGGUCUGACCAAACUGCUGGAGACCAAUGAGCUUGUGGACAAAAUGAAAGUGGACCUGUCUGCUCUGGAGCCAGUCCUCAAACAAAAAUCCAUUGAUGUUGAUGCCCUCAUGGAGAAACUGGCUGUAGACCAGGAGAGAGCUGACGAGGUGCGUAAAGUAGUGAAAGAGGAUGAGGCUUUGGCCAAGGUCAAAGCUGAAGACACCCAGGCCAUAGCCGAUGAUGCCCAGAGGGACCUGGAUGAGGCUCUGCCAGCGCUGGAGGGUGCCAAUCAGGCCCUUAAUUCUCUCGACAAGGCUGAUAUCUCUGAGAUCAAGGUGUUCACCAAACCCCCAGACCUAGUCAUGACUGUCAUGGAGGCUGUCUGCAUCCUGCUCAACUGCAAACCGGACUGGACCGGUGCCAAGCUCUUACUGGGAGAUGCCAAUUUCCUUAGGCGUCUGACAGACUAUGACAAGGACAAUAUCAAGCCUCAGAUCCUGCUGAAGCUGCAGAAAUACGUCAGCAACCCUGAUUUCAUACCUGAGAAGGUGGAGAAGGUAUCCAAAGCCUGCAGAUCAAUGUGCAUGUGGGUCAGAGCCAUGAAUCUUUACUCCAGAGUCCUCAAAGAAGUCGGCCCCAAGAGAGAAAAACUGGCCAAGGCACAGGAGGAGCUGGACAUGACUAUGGCCACCUUGAGGGAGAAGCAACAAAAGCUUCAGGAGGUGGAGAACCAGAUCAAGGUCCUACAGGAUCAGUUUGACAGCAGUUUAAAUGAGAAGGAGGAUUUGGUUAACACCAUGGCUCUGACACAGGCUCGGCUGACCAGGGCAGGGAAGCUAACUUCAGCUCUAGGUGAUGAGCAAGUACGCUGGGAAAAAAGUGUUGCCUUGUUUGAGCAAGAGAUCAUCAACGUUGUGGGGAAUGUCUUCAUUGCAGCUGCCUGUGUGGCCUACUAUGGAGCGUUCACUUCCCACUAUAGACAGCUGCUAAUUGACCAAUGGAUAAUACAGUGCCAGGAACUGAACAUCCCCAUUAGUUCCAGCUUCAGCCUGAUCAACAUUCUGGGUGACCCAUUUGUAAUCCGCCAGUGGAACACAGAGGGUCUGCCUCGUGACACCGUCUCUACGGAGAACGGGAUCCUGGUAACCGAGGGCCGCCGCUGGCCUCUUAUGAUCGACCCACAGGAUCAGGCCAACCGAUGGAUCCGCUCCAAGGAGGCUAAACAUGGUCUAAAGGUGAUCAAGCUGACAGACCCAAGCUUUCUCCGUACCCUAGAGAAUGCCAUACGCAUGGGCAUGCCUGUACUGCUAGAGGAGUUAAAGGAGACCCUAGAUCCAGCUCUGGAGCCCAUCCUGCUGAAGCAGACAUUUGUGGCUGGUGGACGGACAUUAAUCCGACUCGGAGACUCAGAUAUUGACUAUGAUAAAAACUUCAGGUUCUAUAUGACCACCAAGAUGGCCAACCCACACUACCUACCAGAGGUGUGUAUCAAAGUUACAAUCAUCAACUUUACCGUGACCAAGUCUGGCUUGGAAGACCAACUGCUUAGUGAUGUGGUGCGUCUGGAGAGUCCACACCUUGAGGAACAGAGGAAUGAGCUGAUUGUGCGCAUCAACGCUGACCGCAACCAGCUGAAAGAUAUCGAAGACCGCAUCCUUAAGCUUCUCUUUACCUCUGAGGGGAAUAUACUUGACAACGAGGAGCUAGUUCAGACUCUCCAGGAGUCAAAGGUGACUUCAGAGACCAUAAAGCAUCGUCUGGAGGAGGCAGAGGCCACUGAGCUGAUGAUCAACUCUGCAAGGGAGCGCUACCGCCCCGUAGCCACCCGAGGUUCAGUCUUGUACUUUGUCAUCGCCAGUCUCUCUGAGAUCGAUCCAAUGUACCAGUUCUCCCUCAAGUACUUCAAACAGCUCUUUAACGCCACCAUUGAGACAUCAGAGAAGAGCAGUGUGUUAGAAGAGCGUCUCCAGAUCCUGCUGGACCAGAUCCUGCUCAACUCCUACAUCAAUGUGUCCCGUGGCCUCUUUGAGCAGCACAAGCUUAUCUACAGCUUCAUGUUAUGUGUAGAGAUCAUGAGGCAGCGUGGCGAAAUCUCCGAUGCUGAGUGGCAGCACUUCCUAAGAGGAGCUACCUCUUUGGAAAAGGACUAUGCAGAACGGCCAGAUGUGCCAUGGCUAAGUGAUUUUUACUGGCGGACAUGUUUUGAGCUGGAGGACACACUGCCUUGCUUCAAGGACAUCUCCAAGGAAAUCACCAGAACCCAUAUCCACAUCAAGCUCGGACGUUUUCAAGCAGCUAUUAAUCCAGAGAACUGGGAAGGCUAUGUGACAGAGCUGCCUCCUCUUGGGGAGUCCAAAGAGGUGAAGCAGGAGAUCAGAGGUUACUGGAAUGAGAGGUUGGGGGCCUUCCAGAAGCUAGUCCUUAUCAAGAGCUUCAUGGAAGAGAAGGUGGUGUUUGCAGCAACAGAGUUUGUGAUUGUCAGCCUGGGGAAGCAGUUUGUGGAAAACCCUCCAGUUGACCUGGCGAACCUCUACAACGAUAUGUCCCCGUCCACACCACUGAUCUUCAUUCUCAGUACAGGAUCCGACCCUAUGGGUGCCUUCCAGCGCUUUGCAAAAGAGAGGGGCUGUCUUGACAGAGUUGAGUCCAUCUCAUUGGGUCAAGGUCAGGGGCCAAUAGCAGAGAAGAUGAUCCAUGCAGCACUGCAGAGUGGCAAAUGGGUCUUUCUGCAGAACUGUCAUCUGGCUGUCUCCUGGAUGUUGGCCAUGGAGGAGCUCAUCAAGACCUUCACUGAGCCUGACACAUCAAUCCACGAGAGUUUCCGUUUGUUUCUCAGUUCCAUGCCUUCCAAAGUAUUUCCUGUUACAGUGCUCCAGAACUCUGUCAAGGUGACUAAUGAGCCACCUAAAGGCCUGCGAGCCAACAUGCGACGGGCCUUCACAGAGAUCUCCAGCAAUUUCUUUGAAGACCACAUUCUGGGACGCCAGUGGAGGAAGAUCGUCUUUGGAAUCUGCUUUUUCCAUGCAAUCAUCCAGGAGCGGAAGAAGUUUGGUCCUCUGGGCUGGAACAUCCGCUAUGAGUUUAACGACAGUGACAGGGAGUGUGCUCUGCUCAACCUCAACCUCUACUGCAAAGAAGGCACCAUCCCUUGGGACGCUCUCAUCUACAUCACUGGUGAGAUCACAUAUGGAGGCAGAGUGACGGAUGCCUGGGACCAACGCUGCCUCAGGACAAUCCUCAAAGGCUUCUUCUCGCCUCAAACCCUGGAGCCUAGCUACACCUACUCCUCAUCAGGUAUCUACUAUGCCCCAGAGACAGAUGAACUAGAGCAAUAUAAGAAAUAUAUUGAGAGUCUUCCAAUCAUAGAUGAUCCCGAGGUCUUUGGCAUGCAUGAGAAUGCCAACCUGGCCUUCCAGCGCCAAGAAACCGUGACUCUAAUCAACACCAUACUUGAUGUUAAUCCUCGCUCAUCAGCCCAACAUGGAGCUAAAAGUAAUGAUGACAUAGUCUGCGAGCUCGCUGAAUCCAUCUUAGCCAAGCUACCUGAGCGUCUGGACAUGGAUGAGGCGCUGGAAACUCUGUUUGUCCGAGACGAAAACGGCCGCCUUAACUCCCUGACAACUGUGUUGGGCCAAGAGGCAGACCGAUUCACCAUCCUGCUGAGAGUGAUCAGGAUGUCGCUUAUCACUCUGCAGAAGGCCAUAGCAGGUCUGGUGGUGAUGUCAGAGGAGAUGGACCGCAUAUACACAAGCUUCCUCAACAACCAGGUUCCCACCCACUGGGCAAACUCUGCCUACCCUUCUCUCAAACCCCUGGCCUCCUGGGUCAGAGACCUGGCCCUCAGGACCUUCUUUAUCCAGACUUGGAUCACACAUGGUCAGCCCAAGUCUUUCUGGAUCUCUGGAUUCUUCUUCCCUCAAGGCUUUCUUACUGGAGUGCUUCAGAAUCAUGCCAGGCGCUAUAAUUUGCCCAUUGAUGAGCUCAACUUCCGCUUCAACAUGGUGCCGGUGUACAGAGACCAGGUAGCAGUCUGUGAGGCUCUACGCACUCUGCCCAACAACAGUAAACUGGACAUGGAUGAGGAGUUGCCAGAGCCGGAGGACGGCGUGCUCGUGCACGGCAUGUUCAUGGAUUCCAGUCGCUGGGACGAUAGCAACAUGGUGAUUGAGGAUGCAUUACCUCGAGUGAUGAACGCCAUGCUGCCAGUGGUGCACUUUGAGCCACAGCAGAACUACGUGCCUGAGCCUGACCUCUACCACGCUCCUCUGUACAAGACCUCAGCCAGAGCCGGGACUCUGUCCACCACUGGUCACUCAACCAAUUUUGUUGUGACAGUAAUGCUUCCCUCCAAGCGAGCCAGCGACUAUUGGAUAUCAAAAGCCUCUGCUCUCCUGUGCCAGUUGGAUGAUUAAGUUUUUAUUCAAGGACAGAAAGGAAUUCUAAAUGUGACUGAAACAUAUACCUCUAUGCACAACCAUGAAUUAACCUUGUAUCUUUUGUGGAAUUAUUUAUAAAGAUUUUCACAGACAUGAUUUAUGCUGAAAGUGCACUUACUUCACAUUGUAAUAGACACAUCUGAGCCAGCCCUGUUCUGCUUCCUUUGUACACACGUCUAUCAGAGGUGGUUAAUAUCGGUUAUACUAUGCAGCAACAAAGUCUCAUCCUGCUGACUCUUGAUGAGAGCGGUGCAGUACAUCCAGAUCUUUGAAGAUGAGACACGCCGUCUCCACGGUGUAAGCACCAUAUACUAGACUCCCAUACUGGAGAGCUCCAUUCACACUGUGCAGUAAGUAAUUGGAUGGAUGUGCUUAUGAAAAUGUACAUUACACAUGUAACCCCGGGGAGAGAAAAGACGGAGGAAUAGAUACAGUAGAUGGAUGAACGGAGAUGGGUGGCCAGACACAUAGAUGUUAUUGGUUCACAAAGAAGAAGAAAAACAGGAUCACUAAGAGGGAUGAGUUGAGACAGGAGAAGGAGUGACGAACAUCAAAUGAUGAAAUGUUUCCGCCACAACCCCCACACACAUCAGCAGCCUAUUUGUGUCACUUAGGGCAUGCAGUGCAAACACAUAAAAUAUGGCUCUUCAAACACAUUAAGUGCACCCACUGCAGUACUGGGGCAGGGUGCAGACUCAGUCUCUGUCUCUGUCACACACACUGCCUCCUCCACACCUUACUGCUCCAGUAACAUCAAGCAAGAACGGGCAUACAUAAACAUUAUAUUUAACAUCAACCUGGUGAAGAGCAGCACAAAAAAAAAAGAAAAACUGCAGUAGCUCACGUCGCUGUAGAGAGAAAGACAACUUAUUAAAAGCAUCAGUACAAAUGAUGAGAUUGAAAGAUGACAUUUUAUGACAGUAUCCCUGACUGCCUGUUACAGUAUUUGAUUUUUACAAAAAUCUUACACAACAGAGUUUCAGUUUGCAAAAUUUGCAAAACUCUAAACACAAAAUGCUUUAUGAUUAGUAAUUUUGCCUUCAAAAGCUCACAUAGCACACAAAAUUUAAGCUGUAUUGGUCAUAUUACGUAAUGCACAAUGUAUGUAUAUGUUUAGCAUUGGAUUUCAAUCAUUGUUACAUUUAAUCAUUGUUUAAAAUAAAAUGGUUGUUAUCAAAUAAUGCCACCAAACAACUAAUUCUCAUCAAUAUGCAAUGGUCAUUUCCUCAAGAUUAUCCAAAUCACAAGAAGACAAAAAAUCGCGAUUUUAGUCGAUGAAAAUGCAUUGCUGUAAAUACUGUAUAUAUAAUGAAGUCUGUAGUCUGGCUUUACACUACAGUUAAUCCUACAUUCAUACAAGACAAAAUGUUGAUUGUGAUUGUACUUCACUGCAUCAGUUGACAUUUUCCUUUCUGUACCUUCCACAAAAUAGACACCAAACCUUAUUGAUAUUUCAGUCAGUUGUAAGUUUAAUCAUCUAAAAUACAAUAAGCUACAGUAAUAUUGUGACACUCAAUACAUUGCAACAUUUUGACAAUGUAAACAAAAAAUAAGAAAUAGCAUUUUUUUUUUGUCCUUUUUUCCUUCACUAUUGCAGUGGAGGUGAAGUAAUUAGCAAUUACGCUGUAAUGCUGCUCACCAGGGAAAUAAUGAAAUAAUAAUAAAAAAAGGAGAAAUACUUGAAAGCAUGUUACAUUGAUUCAGUGAUCUGUAAGUUUAGUAAUAACAAUUGAAACUUGAGCUGUUAUGAGGUGGCUGUAUUCUGAGGACCGAGCAUGUGCUUUAGUGUUUAGAACUUUGUGUGUAAGGAAAGCGUUUUGUGCUUAAUGGUAAGAAUUUAGCUAAUUAUUUUGGCUCUUUGCAUUAUUAGUUUUGCACACUGAAACUGAGCCAAAGCAACCAUAAAGUAGUGUAACAUGUAGGCACACUAUUACAUUUGAUUUCUAAUACAGUGAUCAUAUGGUUAAAUAUGGUUAAAUGUUGCAUCCAUCAGCUGAAAGAGGAAAAAAUUAGUCUUAACAAGUUUGACCAAUGUACAGCUGUUCAUCAUUCACUUUCCAAUAUCUGUCGCCUUCCCACUAUCCAUUCCUCUGUCCUUCACUGUCCCACAUGUACAGACUACUAUGCACUUUGGAUAUUAAAAUACUGUACUGUCUA